AUGUUUGGUUGUACAGUGUCUGAUGGCUUGAGAGGUGUUAGAAUUCAGCCUCAGAAACAAGUUCUGGGCGAAUUUGCAAUUGACAAUAUUAGAACAAAUGAUUGGUCACCAGCAGCCUUUGAUUGCCAAGUGCUCCCUGCAAAGGUGAAAGAUACAAUAACGACCUUGGAGAUAUCUGGAUACUCGAUUCAACGACUUUAUCACAAAAACAAGGGAUGUAUGCUCACCACGCUUCUGUCGUAUAUUCCUAGAGCCUUCUUGAUAAUUGUUAUACAAGCUAGUCUACUCUCUAACGGCCCUUUCAGAAAGAGCAAGACUCUGACGGCAGAAGUCUUAUUGGAAGGCUUCAAGAGCCCCUCUCGAUUCAGUAUGUUAACAAUGAAUAAUGCCCUGUCACAGAUCAUGCUCACAUCGCAGAUAUCCUCUGAGGCCGAGGUUUUGAACCUUCAACUUUAUCAAGCCUUCGAAACAGCAAGCCACUGGAAGGCUCUACUACUUCUGAAUGAGGCUGAUGUCUUUCUCUAA
This is a messenger RNA of Histoplasma capsulatum G186AR, 525 nucleotides long. RefSeq lists its product as uncharacterized. NCBI's taxonomy places the organism in Eukaryota, Fungi, Ascomycota, Eurotiomycetes, Onygenales, Ajellomycetaceae. The record is from RefSeq and is a predicted model, not a curated record. The transcript has 3 exons. Bases 1 to 525 code for a protein of 174 amino acids.